Molecule: messenger RNA, 342 nt
Organism: Melampsora larici-populina 98AG31
Lineage: Eukaryota; Fungi; Basidiomycota; Pucciniomycetes; Pucciniales; Melampsoraceae
Exons: 2
Coding region: 1-342 (113 amino acids)
Source: RefSeq, a predicted model, not a curated record
AUGGCUGCAAUGAUUACAAAGAAGGUGUAUUUACUCAAAUUAAUAUUAGAAACAGUGAAUGGGAUGACUCUCAGGGGGCCUCCUCUUUGUUCAGAUAUUGGUGGCACUUCAAGCCUUGUUUCAUUCACCGCAAUAGCCACAGUAGAAUACAGCCCAAUGGAUCUGGACCUCAAAGAGAAUAUGCAGGAUGCUCCAUGGUUUCUGACAAACCAAGAAGUUUAUGCUCCAGGACCAAACAAUAGAAUCUUGAUUUACAUUUUUCAAGAUGCCAAUGGGUUUUUGAUCAAAUUGAAAGGUGGCAUGAGAAGAGUUGGAAAGCUUUUCCAAAAUUUAAGGUUCUGA